CUAUCGCGGCCGCCGCCGCCUCUUCUCCUCGCGGCUGGGAGCGGAACCGACGGCCGCCUCCCCGCCCCUCCCCCUCCUACUAUUAUCCUCCCGCACGGUGCGCGCUCCCGUAGCCACCCUCCCCCCCCCUCCAUCUCCUCCCCGGUGCCUCGGGAGCGCGCCCGCUCGGCGAGGGAGGGAUCGAGCCGGCGCUGCCGCCCGCCACCGCCGCCUAUCCCCUCCAUGGAGCUCGCGCCGCCCCGCUGAGCCACAGCCGCCCGCCCGCCGCUGCCGCCGGGGAGUAACCGGGGGAGGGAGGAGGGUGGGGGGAGGAAGAGGAGGAAGGUGGGGUCGCGGGGUGCGUGACACGCGCGGCGGCCCGAGGAGCUGAGAGCCCCUGCGGCCGAAGGUUGCGGCUGUUGGCGCUGAGCGGCGGGGGAGCGCGCCGCGCGGCGGGGAGCGUGUGCCCGCGGCCCCCCCCGCUUCCUUCUCCUCCUCCUCCUCCUCCUCCUCCUCCUCCCCCCGCACCCGGGGCCGCCGCCUGACGGGCGGACCAUGGCCGACGACGACGUGCUGUUCGAGGACGUGUACGAGCUGUGCGAGGUGAUCGGCAAGGGUCCAUUCAGUGUUGUGCGGCGAUGCAUCAACAGGGAAACAGGGCAACAGUUUGCUGUAAAGAUUGUCGAUGUAGCAAAAUUCACUUCAAGUCCUGGGUUAAGCACAGAAGAUCUGAAGAGAGAAGCCAGUAUUUGUCACAUGCUGAAGCAUCCUCAUAUUGUUGAACUGUUGGAGACAUACAGCUCAGAUGGAAUGCUUUAUAUGGUUUUCGAAUUUAUGGAUGGAGCAGAUCUGUGCUUUGAAAUUGUGAAGAGAGCAGAUGCUGGAUUCGUGUACAGCGAGGCUGUAGCCAGUCAUUACAUGAGACAGAUAUUGGAAGCUCUACGUUACUGUCAUGAUAAUAAUAUAAUUCACAGGGAUGUGAAGCCACACUGUGUACUGCUUGCCUCAAAAGAGAAUUCAGCCCCGGUAAAGCUUGGUGGCUUCGGGGUAGCAAUUCAAUUAGGAGAAUCUGGGCUAGUUGCUGGAGGGCGUGUAGGAACACCUCAUUUUAUGGCCCCAGAAGUGGUGAAAAGGGAACCUUAUGGGAAGCCUGUAGAUGUUUGGGGUUGUGGUGUCAUCCUUUUUAUCCUGCUAAGCGGUUGUUUGCCUUUUUAUGGAACCAAGGAAAGAUUGUUUGAAGGCAUUAUUAAAGGAAAAUACAAGAUGAAUCCUCGGCAGUGGAGCCAUAUUUCUGAAAGUGCCAAAGAUCUGGUACGCCGCAUGCUUAUGCUGGAUCCAGCAGAAAGGAUAACAGUAUAUGAAGCACUGAAUCAUCCCUGGUUGAAGGAGAGAGAUCGCUAUGCAUACAAGAUUCAUCUUCCAGAGACAGUAGAACAAUUGAGAAAAUUCAACGCAAGACGAAAACUAAAGGGGGCAGUACUAGCAGCUGUGUCAAGCCACAAAUUCAACUCCUUCUAUGGUGACCCCCCUGAAGAGUUGCCAGACUUCUCUGAAGAUCCUACCUCCUCAGGACUUCUAGCAGCAGAAAGAGCAGUCUCACAGGUGCUGGACAGCCUGGAGGAAAUUCAUGCACUUACAGAUUGCAGUGAAAAAGACUUAGAUUUUCUUCACAGUGUUUUCCAGGAUCAACAUCUUCACACGCUACUAGAUCUUUAUGACAAAAUAAACACAAAAUCUUCACCACAGAUCAGGAAUCCUCCAAGUGAUGCUGUACAGAGAGCCAAAGAGGUAUUGGAAGAAAUUUCAUGUUACCCAGAAAACAAUGAUGCAAAGGAGCUAAAGCGUAUUUUAACACAACCUCAUUUCAUGGCCUUACUUCAAACUCAUGAUGUAGUGGCACAUGAAGUUUACAGUGAUGAAGCGCUGAGAGUUACACCUCCUCCCACCUCUCCAUACUUAAACGGAGAUUCUCCAGAAAGCGCCAACGGCGACAUGGAUAUGGAGAAUGUAACGCGAGUUCGACUGGUGCAGUUCCAGAAGAACACAGAUGAACCAAUGGGAAUCACUUUAAAAAUGAAUGAGCUGAACCAUUGUAUUGUGGCAAGAAUUAUGCACGGAGGAAUGAUUCACCGGCAAGGUACAUUACAUGUAGGGGAUGAAAUCCGAGAAAUAAACGGCAUCAGUGUGGCAAAUCAAACAGUAGAACAACUGCAAAAAAUGCUUAGGGAAAUGCGUGGAAGUAUCACCUUUAAGAUAGUGCCAAGUUAUCGCACGCAAUCUUCAUCCUGUGAGAGAGAUUCCCCCUCUACAUCCAGACAGUCCCCAGCUAAUGGCCAUAGCAGCACUAACAAUUCUGUUUCGGACUUGCCGUCGACAACACAACCAAAAGGACGACAGAUAUAUGUAAGAGCACAAUUUGAAUAUGAUCCAGCAAAGGAUGACCUCAUUCCAUGCAAAGAAGCUGGCAUCAGAUUUCGAGUUGGUGAUAUUAUCCAAAUCAUUAGCAAAGACGAUCACAACUGGUGGCAGGGUAAACUGGAGAACUCCAAAAACGGUACUGCAGGUCUUAUUCCUUCUCCUGAACUUCAAGAAUGGCGGGUUGCUUGCAUUGCCAUGGAGAAGACCAAACAGGAACAACAGGCCAGCUGUACUUGGUUUGGGAAGAAAAAAAAGCAGUACAAAGAUAAAUAUUUGGCAAAGCACAAUGCAGUGUUUGAUCAAUUAGAUCUCGUCACAUAUGAAGAAGUAGUAAAACUGCCAGCAUUCAAAAGGAAAACGCUAGUCUUACUAGGUGCACAUGGCGUUGGAAGACGACACAUAAAAAACACACUCAUCACAAAACAUCCGGACAGAUUUGCGUACCCCAUUCCUCACACAACCCGACCUCCAAAGAAAGAUGAAGAAAAUGGAAAAAAUUACUACUUCGUAUCGCAUGACCAAAUGAUGCAGGAUAUAUCAAACAAUGAAUAUUUGGAAUAUGGCAGCCAUGAGGAUGCAAUGUAUGGGACAAAACUGGAAACAAUACGGAAGAUCCAUGAGCAGGGACUAAUUGCAAUACUUGAUGUAGAACCUCAGGCAUUGAAGGUCCUGAGAACUGCAGAGUUUGCUCCUUUUGUUGUUUUUAUUGCUGCACCUACGAUUACCCCAGGCAUUAAUGAGGAUGAAUCUCUUCAGCGCCUGCAAAAGGAGUCUGAAAUCUUACAGAGAACAUAUGCACACUACUUUGACCUAACAAUUAUCAACAAUGAAAUCGAUGAAACAAUCAGGCACCUGGAGGAAGCCAUUGAGCUCGUUUGUACAGCGUCGCAGUGGGUGCCAGUCUCCUGGGUCUAUUAGGCCGCUCGCGAGAUCAUUGAAAAAGCCUGGCGUUACUGGGAACCACCUCAUACAUGGGAAACCUCUUCGUUAUUGACCUUGUGUCAGCAGGUCUUGGCCCCUAGAGACUACCUAGAUGUAGUGUGACCUAAAUUUAUAAUUAUUGUCAUGUCCUAAUAGAUAAGAGGAGGGGGAAAAAAAAAUUAAACACUAAUUUAAAGAGACAGUAUCUUUUUUUUUUUUUUUUUAAUCAUUUCUCCUAAAAUUUAAUAAAGUGUAUCUUUAAAUGUAUGUAUUAUUCAGUCCUUUGGAAUGUUAUAUUUUUGGAAAUAAUAGCUUUUUAUUUCAAGGGCCCCUAAAAACUGCACAAAAUAGAUGCUGCUUUCUAUAAUCUAUUUUAAUAGUAAUAAUAAUAUGAUUCUGUUACCUUAACUUGGGGGUGGAACACUACAUUCUUUUUAGAGUCUGAUUUUAUGGAUCGGAAUACUUUCCUUUAUUUAUUUGAAAUAAUCAGUCUAGCGGUUACCAAACAAAUUCAUCAAUCUUAAAGGCCUUUCUUCGCUCUUUUUUUGUUGUUGUUGUUGUUUGUUUGUUUGUUUUUUAGGGUAGCGUUUUUAAAUACUUUUGUGUAACAUCCAGAUAAUGUGAUACUGUCUCUUUGAAGAACUCUGUAAAACUUCUUUUAGAAAUCUGAAAUUGGGUCUUGACUCUUAAUGCAUGUGGACAGUCGCAAGCGUUCAUGCCGUUGGUGUAUCUGUGUUGAAAAAAAAACUGUAAUCUACAGCAAAGUACAUUCCGUUCAUGGGAAAACGUACCCAAGGGAAUAAAGUGAAAUAUUAUUCUGACUUAAGUUGUAAACCUAUGCACAUCCCUUGCAUUUUGGGCAACUUUAUACAAAAAAAAAAGGAAAAAAAAAAAAGAAAAACCGAUUUUUAUUAAUAAUAAUCAUGUAGUGAAAUGUGUUUGUAAUUUUGUCUCAAUUUAAUUUGUUGUAAGGUGGGAGGGGGCAAUUACUGGUUUCACCAUUUCAGAUCUGUGUCGUCUGAGAGUAUUAACGUUUUAAUUAAGUUUAAGCAAAGAAAUGCUGAUUUUUAAUAUGUAUGUAAUUGUUUAAAAAUGCACACAUUUUAAAAGAAAAUACUGUGCAAUGAAGAAACCAGUUUAGGCAUUGCGAUAAACUUGACUAUUCCAAAAGACUCAUCGAAAACAGCCCUGUAAAUUCCUUCAAAAUGGUAAUUGACGCUACAGUCUGACCAAGUUUUUUUAUUUUAAAUAUACUUCCUUUUAUGUGUUCAACAA
Molecule: messenger RNA, 4593 nt
Organism: Coturnix japonica (Japanese quail)
Lineage: Eukaryota; Metazoa; Chordata; Aves; Galliformes; Phasianidae
Gene: CASK
Product: calcium/calmodulin dependent serine protein kinase
Biological process (GO): protein phosphorylation
Molecular function (GO): protein binding; ATP binding; protein kinase activity
Source: RefSeq, a predicted model, not a curated record